This is a messenger RNA of Octodon degus (degu), 5852 nucleotides long. It is a transcript of the gene Igsf3, whose product is annotated as immunoglobulin superfamily member 3. The coding region runs from base 666 to 5093 and encodes 1475 amino acids. NCBI's taxonomy places the organism in Eukaryota, Metazoa, Chordata, Mammalia, Rodentia, Octodontidae. The record is from RefSeq and is a predicted model, not a curated record. The transcript is spliced from 14 exons.
CGGAGGGAGAGAGCGACCAGCCCAAGAGGUCUGGUGGCAUUGUGGGACCGCUUCGGGCGCCGAAUGCUCGCUCGCUUCUUGUGUCCUGGCAGCUGAGGGGCAGGUGACAGCUCCGUGAUCUCCCACCAUGGAUGGAGACGGACUUUUUGACGAAGGAAUCCAAACUGUCGACACCAGCCAGGGUGAUUUGGCUGUCCGAGGUUUCGACAAAAUCCUCUCCGUUUCCUUUGGGGAAUCCGAAUGAGAGAGAGAUCACAGACACCUUCACUGGGAAGCCAAGGACAUUUCUGUAUAAUCAGUGGAUGAAAGGAUUUUCUCAGUCUCCCCUCACCCUUUUUUCCUCGAGGAUUAAUCCACCACCACCUACAGAUACUGUGGAAAUUGCAAGACACACAAUGUGGCAGAAGCCUAGAGCACCUUCAGAAUUGCUCUGGACCCUUGCUUCGGCAUAAGGGACUUUUCUCAAAGGUGCCACUCCUCCCUUCCCCCAGCUUCCGUCCUCUGAUGGCUCCUCUUUAGCCAGUUUUCAUUUUCUACAUUAAGUUCUAUUUCCAAAACUGUUCCCUUGGAGCUAUCUAAGUGGAUCGCCAGAAAUGAGAGAUUAGGUGCCAGGAGAAGAGGAAGUGCCCUGAGUGUGUCCCCUUGCUGCCGCUGCCGCCGCCGACAUGAAGUGCUUUUUCCCAGUGCUGAGCUGUCUGGCUGUGCUGGGUGUGGCGUCUGCACAGCGGCAGGUCACUGUCCAGGAGGGACCCUUGUACCGCACGGAGGGCUCCCACAUCACCAUCUGGUGCAACGUGAGUGGCUACCAGGGCUCCUCCGAGCAACACUUCCAGUGGUCCAUCUACCUGCCCUCGGCCCCUGAGCGCGAGGUGCAGAUCGUCAGCACCAUGGACUCCUCCUUCCCGUAUGCCAUCUACACCCAGCGUGUCCGCGGGGGGAAGAUCUUCGUGGAGAGGGUCCAGGGGAACUCGUCCUUGCUGCACAUCACAGACCUCCAAGCCCGGGACGCAGGGGAGUAUGAAUGCCACACGCCCAACACGGAAGAGCGGUACUUCGGGAGUUACAGCGCCAAGAUGAACCUAGUGGUGAUCCCGGACUCGCUGCAGACAACCGCAGUGCCCCAGACUCUGCACAAAGUGGAGCAGGACCCGCUAGAGCUCACUUGCGAGGUGGUCACGGAAACAUUCCAGCACAGCCACCUGUCUGUGGCCUGGCUCCGACAGAAAGGUGGUGAGAAGCCGGUGGAAGUCAUCUCCCUGAGCCGGGACUUUGUGCUGCAGUCCAGCAGUGAAUACGCCCAGAGGCAGAGUCUGGGGGAGGUGCGGCUGGACAAGCUGGGGAGAACCACCUUCCGCCUCACCAUCUUCCACCUGCAGCCUGCUGACCAGGGCGAGUUCUACUGUGAGGCUGCUGAGUGGAUCCAGGAUCCUGAUGGGUCGUGGUAUGCCAUGACCCGGAAGCGCUCUGAGGGGGCCGUGGUCAACAUCCAGCCCACCGGUGUGGCGUCUGCACAGCGGCAGGUCACUGUCCAGGAGGGACCCUUGUACCGCACGGAGGGCUCCCACAUCACCAUCUGGUGCAACGUGAGUGGCUACCAGGGCUCCUCCGAGCAACACUUCCAGUGGUCCAUCUACCUGCCCUCGGCCCCUGAGCGCGAGGUGCAGAUCGUCAGCACCAUGGACUCCUCCUUCCCGUAUGCCAUCUACACCCAGCGUGUCCGCGGGGGGAAGAUCUUCGUGGAGAGGGUCCAGGGGAACUCGUCCUUGCUGCACAUCACAGACCUCCAAGCCCGGGACGCAGGGGAGUAUGAAUGCCACACGCCCAACACGGAAGAGCGGUACUUCGGGAGUUACAGCGCCAAGAUGAACCUAGUGGUGAUCCCGGACUCGCUGCAGACAACCGCAGUGCCCCAGACUCUGCACAAAGUGGAGCAGGACCCGCUAGAGCUCACUUGCGAGGUGGUCACGGAAACAUUCCAGCACAGCCACCUGUCUGUGGCCUGGCUCCGACAGAAAGGUGGUGAGAAGCCGGUGGAAGUCAUCUCCCUGAGCCGGGACUUUGUGCUGCAGUCCAGCAGUGAAUACGCCCAGAGGCAGAGUCUGGGGGAGGUGCGGCUGGACAAGCUGGGGAGAACCACCUUCCGCCUCACCAUCUUCCACCUGCAGCCUGCUGACCAGGGCGAGUUCUACUGUGAGGCUGCUGAGUGGAUCCAGGAUCCUGAUGGGUCGUGGUAUGCCAUGACCCGGAAGCGCUCUGAGGGGGCCGUGGUCAACAUCCAGCCCACCGACAAAGAGUUCACUGUUCGGCUGGAGACGGACAAGCGGCUGCACACGGUGGGUGAGCCAGUGGAGUUCCGAUGCAUCCUGGAGGCUCAGAACAUUCCUGACCGAUACUUUGCUGUCUCCUGGGCCUUCAACAGCUCCCUCAUCGCCAGCAUGGGGCCUAACGCUGUGCCAGUUCUCAACAAUGAGUUUGCCCACCGGGAAGCCAAGGGACAACUGAAAGUGUCCAAAGAGAGUGACAGUGUCUUUGUGCUGAAAAUCUACCACCUCCGUCAGGAAGAUAGUGGGAAGUACAACUGUCGUGUGACUGAGCGGGAGAAAACUGUCACUGGGGAGUUCAUCGACAAGGAGAGCAAGCGUCCUAAGAACAUCCCCAUCAUUGUCCUUCCCCUCACAGAUAACUGGGUAGUUAAAGUCCCCCAGCACCACCAGAUCCUGUCCCAAAGCCACUUGGAGAGCAGCAUCUCCGUGGAGGUAGCCAGCAAUGCCAGCGUCAUCCUCGAGGGUGAGGACCUGCGCUUCUCCUGCAGCGUCCGCACGGCGGGCAGGCUGCAGGGCCGCUUCUCUGUCAUCUGGCAGCUCAUCGACAGGCAGAACCGCCGCAGCAACAUCAUGUGGCUAGACCGCGAGGGCACUGUGCAGCCGGGCGCAUCAUACUGGGAGCGCAGCAGCUUUGGGGGCGUGCAGAUGGAGCAGGUGCAGCCCAACUCCUUCAGCCUGGGCAUCUUCAACAGCAGGAAGGAGGACGAGGGCCAGUAUGAAUGUCACGUGACUGAGUGGGUGCGGGCAGUGGAUGGCGAGUGGCAGAUCGUGGGGGAGCGCCGAGCCAGCGCCUUCAUCGCCAUCACAGCUCUUGAAACAGGCUUUGCGGUGACAGCCAUCUCCCGGACACCAGGGGUGACCUACAACGACUCCUUUGACUUACAGUGUAUCAUCAAGCCACACUACCCGGCCCGGGUCCCCGUGUCGGUGACGUGGCGCUUCCAGCCAGUGAGCACUGCUGAGUUCCACGACCUGGUGACCUUCACGCGGGAUGGAGGGGUCCAGUGGGGAGACAGGUCCUCCAGCUUCCGAACCCGGACUGCCAUCGAGAAGGCCGAGUCCAGUAACAAUGUCCGCUUGAGCAUCAGCCGGGCCAGUGACACAGAGGCAGGCAAGUACCAGUGUGUGGCAGAGCUGUGGAGGAAGAACUACAACCACACCUGGACACGACUGGCCGAGAGGACCUCGAACCUGCUGGAGAUCCGAGUGCUGCAGCCAGUGACAAAACUGCAGGUGAGCAAGUCAAAGAGGACCCUCACCCUGGUAGAGAACAGGCCCAUUCAACUGAACUGCUCCGUCAAGUCCCAGACCAGCCAGAACUCACACUUCGCCGUGCUCUGGUACGUGCACAAGCCCUCUGACGCCGAUGGCAAGCUCAUCCUCAAAACCACGCACAGCUCCACUUUUGAGUACGGCACCUACACUGAGGAGGAGGGCCUGCGGCCCCGGCUGCAGUUCGAGCGGCAUGUGGCUGGGGGCCUGUUCAGCCUCACAGUCCAGAGAGCCGAAGUCAGUGACAGUGGCAGCUACUACUGCCAUGUGGAGGAGUGGCUGCUGAGCCCCAACUACGCCUGGUAUAAGUUGGCAGAGGAGGUCUCAGGCCGCACGGAAGUCACUGUGAAGCAACCAGACAGCCGCCUGAAGCUCAGCCAAGCCCAGGGGAACCUGUCCGUUCUGGAGACCCGGCAGGUGCAGCUGGAGUGUGUGGUCCUGAACCGCACCAGCGCGGCCUCGCAGCUCGUGGUGGAAUGGUUCGUGUGGAAGCCCAACCAGCCAGAGCGCGAGACGGUGGCGCGCCUGAGCCGCGAGGCCACCUUCCACUAUGGCGAGCAGGCCGCCAAGAACCACCUGCAGGGGCGGCUGCACCUGGAGAGCCCCUCGCCCGGCGUGUACCGGCUCUUCAUCCAGAACGUGGCAGUGCAGGACAGUGGCACCUACAGCUGCCGCGUGGAGGAGUGGCUGCCCAGCCCCAGUGGCAUGUGGUAUAAGCGGGCAGAGGACACCGCCGGGCAGACCUCGGUGACAGUCAUGCGACCGGAUGCUGCCCUCCAGGUGGACACUGUGGUCCCCAACGCCACUGUCUCUGAGAAGGCAGCCUUUCAGCUAGACUGCAGCAUCGUGUCCCGCUCGAGCCAGGACUCGCGCUUUGCUGUGGCCUGGUAUUCCCUGAGGACUAAAGCCGGAGGGAAAAGGGGCAGCCUUGGUGUGGAAGAGCAAGAGGAGGAAAAAGAGGAAGAGGAGGAAGAGGAAGAGGAGGAGGACCCAACAGAGCGGACAGUCCUGCUGAGCGUGGGCCCGGAUGCCGUCUUCGGCCCAGAGGGCCAUCCCUGGGAAGGCAGGCUCCGCUUCCAGAGGCUCUCGCCUCUGCUCUACCGGCUCACGGUGCUGCAGGCAAGCCCCCAUGACACGGGCAACUACUCCUGCCACGUGGAAGAGUGGCUGCCAAGCCCCCAGAAGGAGUGGUACCGGCUGACAGAGGAGGAGUCUGCCCCCAUCGGCAUCCGCGUCCUGGACACAAGCUCCACCCUGCAGUCGCUCAUCUGCUCCAACGACGCCCUCUUCUACUUUGUCUUCUUCUACCCUUUCCCCAUCUUUGGGAUCCUCAUCAUCACCAUCCUGCUGGUGCGCUUCAAAAGCCGGAACUCCAGCAAGAACUCCGACGGCAAGAACGGGGUGCCCCUGCUAUGGAUCAAAGAGCCACACCUCAACUACUCGCCCACCUGCUUGGAGCCCCCCGUGCUCAGCAUCCACCCAGGAGCCAUAGACUAGGGGAGCCCAGCCCACAUUGGCAUUGGCGGAGCCGAGACGCUCCCUUGCUGCCUCUUGCUCUGUGAUUGGACGGUCGACAGCACCUACAGGUUCAGACGUCCAUCCGUGCAGAAAACUGUCCGACUGGGAGAGUCGGCACCACGUCGGGCUGCUCCAGGUGGCGGCCGCGGUUGGUUAGCUCCUUGCGCCCAAACGUCAUGAUCCUGCCGUCGUAGGUUCCUAGUUUUUGGUUCUGGUAAUGUAGUGAGUAGUUCCAGGUGCCGCAUCUACUCACCGGUUAUCUAGUAUUCUCAGAUAGAUGUCACGAGGGUUUUACUCUUCGUAACGUACCCUUUCCAAAUCCCUGUGGUUUACCCCUGUAGGAUUCCAUCUUGUGGACGAGCCUCACCCACUUCCGGCUGAUGGCAAGAGGAAGGACAAGACGUGAUAGUAACAAAGAGUGUCUUUCAAGACUUUGUUUUUGCACAUUUGAAAAUGCCACCCAUGGAUCAAAAUGCACCCAAACUUUUUUUUUUUUUUUUUUACUUUCUUAACAAGACUUGAAAAAUGUGUGUAGCGUGGGCCCAAUUUGUAUCUUAUCUUUUCCCUCAGCUGGAGUUGCUGGAACACUUUGUAGUCAAGAUGAAAGCAUUGAAUUUUGCUUCAAAGAACUGCGUAUGUGCAAGAGAAAUCCUGCCUAACCUCAUUAGGAUAGAUAGUGCCCGGCCAGCGUGUCUGUCAGGGAGGGGAGAAGGCUUCAUCCAGUCUUUGCCAAAAAAA